This is a messenger RNA of Fusarium verticillioides 7600, 1048 nucleotides long. RefSeq lists its product as hypothetical. NCBI's taxonomy places the organism in Eukaryota, Fungi, Ascomycota, Sordariomycetes, Hypocreales, Nectriaceae. The coding region runs from base 385 to 906 and encodes 173 amino acids. The transcript has 2 exons. The record is from RefSeq and is a predicted model, not a curated record.
UUUAUGUGUAUCACCCACCUGUCGCUUAUGCAUUGCUUGCAUUGGAUCCUUUUGCUCUUGUAUUGACGCUGGUAACAGGCAAACAUCAAGCCCUCACCAACAACUAAGGUAUACCAAAACACUCUCUGCCCGGUCUCUCUAGUUAUCUCUCUUUCUCUAUCUUGAAGCUCUCCACUCUCAAUCCCCGCUGCCACGCCGCUCUAUCCCACUGCCGCUGCCGCUGCCGUUGCAGAGAGCCCACCAAGGCGGCCACUAAGAGCCCUACAAUCACCCACCCGCUCCAUUCCUACGCCUUUCUGCGAUCGUCCCUUGAUUCCAUUGCAAACUGUCCCCCUCACCCCUUGUCGCUUUUUGCUCUGUCAUGACGUCGAUAACUGUAACUUCAUGAGUCGUCACAUGUACCGCUCUUCUAUGUCAUCGCCCGAUCCCUCCGCUCCGGGCCUCCGCUCUCUCGACUGCCGAAGCCCUCCGGCUCCUUCGGCGUGUGAAAUACCAGCCUCACCUCACUCACUUAAGCGUCUCAAAGGAGUAAAGACAUUUGGUUGCAUCAUGAACGACAUUACUUGGAUGCCGCGCCGUGCCGUACAUAGAUCCUUUCGGGCCACUCGCGUCACUGAGCACACAUCCAUCAUUUUUCGGUUCGAGUUUCUUUCACGCCUCCGAAAUUCGUUACGCUUCGACCUGAUCCUCUGCCUCGACCACAUGGUCCAUCCGCUGACAUUAUUGGCUGACUUGCAGCGACGCUCUAAUUCUACAGACCAUCUCAAUGACAAAUUAUACCAACCGCUGAAACACCGUGGUAUCUUUAUAAAAAGACUCAACACGUUUGAGGGUAGGUCUCUCUCUAAUCCUCAGAAGACACUGUCACUUUCGUAUAUGUUUAUUGAACUUGGUACUGCACAUUAGUAUUCAUCGUGAGAUAGAGUUACUUAGCUAAGGAAUAUAUAUCCCAGAACUGUUUUUGCUAGGCAGCAUCCAUAAAGCCAACUGACACUCGCUAUAUACCUUCUUAAGCAUUGUUAUACUGCACAUAUAAAUAAAUACCCUG